ACAACAAAUCUGUCACAGGAUUCGAUUAGUGCUGUUUUUGUUAAACGCUAUUUACGUGAAAUCUAUAGGAAAAUUUGCCUUUUCUUUCAAAAUAACUUAAAAGUUUUAAAGUUUAGUUAUGUCGAGUAACUAGUACGAAUUUAAUUGAAACUUUAGACAAGUUUAUUAGAAAAUGACACGAUAACAUAUUGCUGGUGCUGUAAAGUGGAGAACAAAAAAGUAUUUCUUCACUUGUUUGUAGAGAAUAUUAGCCAAACAACGAUGGGAAUAAUGAAAUUGUGAAUAAAAUAUAUCUAUCAAUACUACAUUGCUGGAUGAGUUGAUAAGGGAUUAAUGUGGCUGCUAACGCGCCUUCAAUCCAAAUCAUGUAUUUUGUUAUGGAUUUAUAUUUGAUCGUAUUAUGUCUCCUCGUGAUAUGUAUUAGAGAUAGCUUACAAGGUCCCCACGAAAAGCGAUUGCUAAACAAUCUGUUACAAUCUUAUAAUACACUUGAGCGUCCUGUUGCCAAUGAAUCUGAAUCUCUCGAGGUGAAAUUCGGACUCACUUUACAGCAAAUCAUAGAUGUGGAUGAGAAGAAUCAGAUUCUAACCACGAACGCGUGGUUAAAUUUGGACGAGAAGAAUCAACUACUUAUUACCAAUAUUUGGCUUUCUUUGGAAUGGAACGACUACAAUUUAAGGUGGAAUGAUUCAGAGUACGGGGGAGUGAGAGAUCUGAGGAUAACCCCUAAUAAAUUGUGGAAGCCCGAUGUGCUAAUGUACAACAGUGCGGAUGAAGGAUUCGAUGGUACGUAUCAUACAAACAUCGUAGUAAAGAACAACGGAAGUUGUUUAUAUGUACCUCCCGGUAUCUUCAAAAGUACGUGUAAGAUAGAUAUCACAUGGUUCCCAUUCGAUGAUCAACAUUGCGAAAUGAAAUUUGGCAGCUGGACAUACGAUGGAAAUCAGCUCGACUUAGUGCUGAAUUCUGAAGACGGAGGAGAUCUGUCUGAUUUUAUCACCAAUGGUGAAUGGUAUUUAAUAGGAAUGCCUGGCAAGAAAAACACAAUAACAUAUCAGUGCUGUCCCGAACCAUAUGUUGAUAUCACAUUCACAAUACAGAUCCGACGAAGAACGUUAUACUACUUUUUUAAUCUUAUUGUACCGUGUGUCUUAAUUUCAUCGAUGGCUUUAUUAGGUUUCACACUACCACCAGAUUCUGGCGAGAAGCUCACACUAGGCGUGACCAUUCUACUAUCACUCACUGUAUUCCUGAACUUAGUGGCGGAGACAUUACCUCAAGUAUCUGAUGCGAUUCCUUUGCUAGGUACAUAUUUCAAUUGCAUUAUGUUCAUGGUCGCUUCAUCUGUGGUACUCACAGUUGUGGUUCUGAAUUAUCAUCAUCGAACGGCUGACAUACAUGAAAUGCCUCCAUGGAUUAAAUCUGUAUUCCUUCAGUGGCUGCCUUGGAUUUUACGUAUGGGACGUCCCGGUAAAAAAAUUACACGUAAAACCAUAAUAUUAACGAAUCGAAUGAAAGAACUCGAAUUGAAGGAAAGAUCAUCGAAAUCAUUGUUAGCGAAUGUGUUGGAUAUAGAAGAUGAUUUCAGGCAUACGAGUGGGGGAAUCACUGGUUCAACGACGGCGAUAAGUACAUCUGGUUUUUCCAGACCUACCACAGUGGAAGAGCACCAUUCCAUAUCUGGAUGCUCGCAUAAGGAUUUGCAUUACAUUCUGAAAGAAUUGCAAUUCAUAACAAAUCGUAUGAGGAAAGCAGACGAAGAAGCGGAAUUGAUCAGUGACUGGAAAUUUGCCGCAAUGGUUGUAGACAGAUUCUGCCUUUUUGUAUUCACGUUAUUUACGAUUAUUGCUACAGUCACUGUGCUACUAUCGGCUCCACACAUAAUAGUGCAAUAAUAAUGACUUAAAUUUUGAUAUAAGAACUUGUUAUAUAGGUGAUCUAUUAAAUUUAUAAGAUUUUUUAAAACGAAAAAAAUGUAAAUCACGUUAGCAGUUAAUUAGAUUAUUGAAAUAGAUUGUAAUAAAAAAACGAUCAGUUGAAAACUGCCGACAAAUAAUAAUGAACGACAAACACAAAUUUAAAGCAACACAAAUAAGAAUUGAUUAAUACGUAUGAAUACAUCAAUAAAGAGCAAAUGGUAAAUAUUUUCUAAAAAAAGCGAGUAUAUGGAAUAACGUCGGCUGAUAGAAAAUCGUCGAUAAAAUAAAGCAACUGUUCCUGCAAUCAUUACCAAAGCCCUAUAAAAGCACUGGAGACAAGCCUCUACACAUACAAGCCAAAGAUAAAGGCUAUAUUUUUGCAUCCGCGAUAAUUGAAUUAAUGUUGGGCUCAAGUAAUAGGAAGCCACCAGGAAUAUAUGAGGUUUUCGAAAAUCACUGAAUGUAACAAUAAUCUUAGUAUAAAAUAUCGCGACAGGAAGUAUAGAAUAUAACGUCACUGCUAUGAAGAAUUGAAGAAAACAAUGGCGGGUAAAAUGUAAGGCUAGUUCUUCAAAAAAAUCAAUGAACUAUUGAAAGAGUCAUCUAUAUGUAGAUGGUUAAAUAUCAAAUCAAAUUUUAAAUUUAUAGCGUAUAUGUUUCAGAUAUACGCGAUAAGCAAUUGUUUGUAUUCAGAUUAUAUAAGAUUAGUAUAAAACUUGUUAAAGCGUGGCAUCACAGCGCUUAAGUUUUUUUUAAAUAAGUGGAGUUAGGUUUAUCUAUACAUCAAUUCCAUUCCGUGAGCUUGUUUCAAAGGUACGAAUGGAGUCAGUCUUCAUGGCCUUUUGACAAAUGUUACUGACUAAAAUUCAUAAUAAGAUCCAUUGACGCAUAUUUACCAAUAAAAAUAUUAUUUAACUGUAAAACAAUAAUGCAAUUGAAAUGUAAUACGUUUACGAGUAACGAAUGUGCAAUGAAAUGCAUGUAGAUAUAUAAAUUCACUCAUGAUUUGGAAUCCUUAAUCCUUAAUUUUAUUUUCAACCGACACUGAAAACCUAGAAUGAAACGUUGAAGUGUUAGACGUUUGUCCAUAUUUCGUUUUGGUAUUAUGUUAUUAUUAUUCAAAUGUUGACCUUAAACUUGAAAAGUAUACUCAAAUCUUCAAUAUAUUUUCUCGUUCUAAAAAAAUGCAGCCGAUUCACAUGUCUAACAUAACUUGACCAUAGUUUUUUAGCUGUCAAUAGCUGCAAAUUCCGACUAACAGCAUAUUUUGUGAGUCAACCAAGACCAGCCUCAAAAGAUAAUCAACAAUCUAUCUACAUUCACAAAUAAUAGAAAUGAAACUGAUUCGCGUAAAUAUCAAAAUACGAAUAAUUUCCCAUGAAAUAUAGCAAUCAGAACAUUAUUAUUGAAAGUUGAAUAUCAUAUUGAUAAUUCGUGAACAUAUUCGGAACCUUUCAGUAAUAUGUCAAUCGGGCAUCUAAAAUAUGAAUUAACGGUAUAAAAAUGUUGAAAAAUUUAUAUGCAAGUAAAGUGUUGAGUAUAACGAAAAAAUAAAUCAGUAAAGUGUUUCGAUGAAAUUCUGUUAUUGUUCAAGAUUUUUUGGUCAUCAGUAUGACUUAUAUUUAGAUUACAACGAAACGGAUAUAACCGAACUUUUCGCAAAUUCAGUUUUUGAUUCGCAUUUUAUCGUAUUGGAUUAUGGAAUAUGUCCGAUAGAUGAUUUCAAUUGCAAAGCAUACAAAUAGCUCCGCAAAGCUUUUGACUGUUCCUUAGUUAUUGUCAGUGAUCUUUUAUACUUUCCGUUAUGAUAAACAAAUAUACAUUCUAUAAUCAAUUGAAUAAGACGUUAGUCCAAAUGGAUUUUGCUCAGAUCCUUCAAUGGCCAAAAAAUAAUAAAAUAGAACACCUUUUUCAAAAAUGUAACUGAACUCUAGCGAUUAAAGCGCGUCUUCAAUGUGUCUUCAAUAUUAAAAUUUUCUCUACAAACACUGCUUCCGCAUAAAAGUUUUCGAUGAUGCACCUUCACCAGGAAUUGUUUUUAUUCACGAAUUCUCCUAUAGUGUUCUUAUAUUUACAAUCGCGGUACAACAAGCUCAAGUUUAUCCUUUGUUCUUCAAAUAUUGCCAAUAGAUAACUGGAACAGUUCGUGCGCUAUUCGCCAUUGAAGUCAUCUAUAAAGAUAACGCUAUCGACUUUUUCUAUAACCAAUAUACAGAUACCCAAAAUGAGUUUACUUGAACACAAGCACAAACAAAGUUCCAUGUAUGUCAUACACCGCUCAGAACUGGCUUUAAUGCAUUACAUUUUUGUGUUAUUUUCUAGCAAAGUUGUAUAUGAAACAAUCGAUAAUAUAAGCACAAUAGAGCGCUCUAGAAAUCAUGCUUUAUAACACAAUGUUGUUGAAAAUGGCAUAUGUAAAUAACCAGUGGUAAACGAUCCGAAUAAUUUGGUGUGAAACUAAAUAAAUACAAUUCAAAAUGAAUCAAUAAAUCAUCAUCAAUGCCUGUCAUUUAAAUAUGAUGUUAGCGGAAUUAGUUUCGUCACAUUGACGAUUUUAUUAACUACAAAUAAGAUAAAAGAUGAUUAACGAAAAACAAUUUUUUUGGAAGAAAGAAAAGUUAUUACUAAGUAUUAGUUAGCAAGAAACUAUUUAUAACAGUUAUGUGAAGCAAAAUGUUUUGGAUAAAAUUUAAAUAGUAUUGAAUGUUUGGCUGGUACAAUACAUUAACGCACUGGAUGAUGUAGUCACAGCUCUUAACAUUUGUAUAAAGGUUUAUCUUACAUAAGAACAUAACGUAGUAUAUUUUUACAUGUUUUGUUUAGUAUAUUAUAAUGCAAAUUAAAAUACGUGUAU
Messenger RNA from Toxorhynchites rutilus septentrionalis, 4773 nucleotides. RefSeq names its product neuronal acetylcholine receptor subunit alpha-7 (gene nAChRalpha6). The transcript has 14 exons. Gene Ontology annotation, molecular function: transmembrane signaling receptor activity; acetylcholine-gated monoatomic cation-selective channel activity. Gene Ontology annotation, cellular component: synapse; postsynaptic membrane; neuron projection. The record is from RefSeq and is a predicted model, not a curated record. Bases 366 to 1895 code for a protein of 509 amino acids. NCBI's taxonomy places the organism in Eukaryota, Metazoa, Arthropoda, Insecta, Diptera, Culicidae. Gene Ontology annotation, biological process: chemical synaptic transmission; regulation of membrane potential; nervous system process.